AUGAAAUACGGAUCGCGUUUACAGAUAGUUUGCCUGGCGUGCGUAGCAGUGCUCUUUGGGGCGCACAGGGCACUUGGGUGGGAGCUAUCACACGAGGAAUACCACGCAGCGCAUCUGAAUGAGCUUAUCAACCUAGAAGAGGGCCCUAAAAACUUGCUUUUGCCGUUCAAUAGGACGCGCAUUCCCGGGUCGGAGGGCUCGCGCGAUGUCCAGCGGUUCAUUAUCGAGCACUUCAACACGACGCUGGCGGGUGAGUGGGCGGUGGAGACGCAACCGUUCGAGGAAAACGGGUACCGCUUCAACAACCUCGUCAUGACGUUGCAGAACAACGCCUCCGAGUUUCUGGUGCUUGCCGCACACUACGACACCAAGAUCGUCCCCACAGGGAUGGUGGGCGCCAUCGACAGCGCGGCCUCGUGUGCCGCGCUGCUGUAUACAGCGCAGUUUCUAACACACAUCGCGCGCCACGAGCGGGCAAACCAGUACAGCAAACUGGAUGUAGACCCGGUAAUAACAGGCUCUACAUUGGGCGUCAAGAUCGUGUUUUUUGACGGCGAAGAGGCAAUCGAAGAGUGGGGGCCGGAGGACUCAAUAUACGGGGCACGGCGGCUAGCCGCCCAAUGGCUCGCUGACGGCACGAUGGCACGGGUCCGCCUGCUACUGCUCAUGGACCUACUGGGAAGCGGUGAGGAGGAGCCGAUGGUGCCCAGUUACUAUGCAAACUCGCACCAGGACUACCAGUUGCUGAACCGGAUCGAGGACGAUUUGCUGUUCGCGCGCGACGAUGGCUCCACGGCGCAGUCGCCACUAGCCGCCGAAGUCGCGCGCCAGCGCAAACUCCUUGACCCGACGGACUAUCGGUUCGUCGGGCUCGGCUACUCUGUCGUUGGAGACGACCAUACUCCGUUCCUGGCCGCAGGGGUGCCUGUGCUGCACGCAAUCCCGCUGCCGUUCCCCAGCACAUGGCACACCGUGCAGGACGACUUCCAGCACUUGGACGCCGCGGAGACCCGUCACUGGACGCUGCUGGUGUGCGAGUUUGUUGUGCAGUCUCUGCGUUUCCGUGCUCAGUGA
This is a messenger RNA of Saccharomyces kudriavzevii IFO 1802, 1074 nucleotides long. RefSeq lists its product as uncharacterized. The transcript has a single exon. NCBI's taxonomy places the organism in Eukaryota, Fungi, Ascomycota, Saccharomycetes, Saccharomycetales, Saccharomycetaceae. Bases 1 to 1074 code for a protein of 357 amino acids. The record is from RefSeq and is a predicted model, not a curated record. Gene Ontology annotation, molecular function: zinc ion binding; glutaminyl-peptide cyclotransferase activity.